This is a messenger RNA of Lineus longissimus, 1646 nucleotides long. Its product is annotated as gamma-butyrobetaine dioxygenase-like. The transcript is spliced from 9 exons. Gene Ontology annotation, biological process: carnitine biosynthetic process. NCBI's taxonomy places the organism in Eukaryota, Metazoa, Nemertea, Pilidiophora, Heteronemertea, Lineidae. Gene Ontology annotation, cellular component: mitochondrion. The record is from RefSeq and is a predicted model, not a curated record. Gene Ontology annotation, molecular function: oxidoreductase activity. Bases 125 to 1498 code for a protein of 457 amino acids.
ACGUCACACAAUAUGCCCUGGAACCAGUGGAGGGGGUCUAUAGCAAGCUUGCAGGUGUUGACCCACAUGUCAUUUAUCAUUAAUACGCCAACCUAAUUUGUUCGUUUUCAAACGAGGACCAGGUAUGAUGGCAAACAGGGGACUCAAGUUCUUGCGAGGAGGAGUGCGUCUUGCAAAUACAGCACGGGAGCUUGAGCGACAUGCUACGAAAGGAUUGAAGAUAUUGUUAAGUCAUCGGUUUGAUGCCUGUGCGUCGGCGAGAUUAUUCCAUCAGCCUAAACGAUUCCAGCAUGUACAAUCCACGGAAAUUCUUUGUGACGGCAUUCAAGUGCAGAGUGUGGAAAUGGACGCCAAGAACUACCAGUUGGCCGUUAGGAUGUCUGAUGGAAAAACCCACCGGUUCCCCAAUGUCUACCUCCGAGACCACUGCCCAUGUCCUAUCUGCUGGAAUGAACUGUCACAGACCACGCAGCGCAGCAUCUUAGACCAGGAGGUGAACAUACAACCUGCCAACGUUAAGGUUGCACCAGACGGAAACGCAAUUGCAGUCACAUGGCCUGAUGGUCACGUGAGCCCUUACGGAGGUGAUUGGUUGCAUGAGAGGAGUUUCCAUGAAGAUGUACGUGAAAAGAGGUUGCAAAAUAUUCGCGAAAAACAUCAAUUCUGGGGCAGAGAAAGGCAGGAUGAUUUGGGCAACUUCGAAUGGGACGAGUUGAUAAGCAACGAUGGCGCAUUUCUUAACUGGCUCCUGGAUAUCAAGAAGUAUGGGCUUGUUCUCAUAAAGAACGCUCCAUCAGAGCUUGAGGCGAUCAACAUGAUUGGUGCCAAGGUGGCCCACUUCAGACAAAAUCACCACGGGGCUACAUACACUGUUCGAAAUAAGAAUGACAGUAACACUAGUGACCUUGCGUACACAAGCGUUGAAUUAGAACUUCACGCAGACCUUGUAUAUUACGACCACGUGCCCGGGAUCCUACUCCUGCACUGUCUCGAUAAUACGGCCACCGGUGGUGAAGGUACAUACUCUGACGCAUCGUAUGCGGCCAUGCAACUCAAGAGAUUGCGGCCAGACAUGUUUAAGGUGCUUACAGAGACGCUGGUCGAUUUUAAAGACGUUUGUGAUGAGCAUGUAGUUUACAGAGCAGACAAAAGGUCCAGACAUCCAGUCAUCAAACUUGACGAGAAUGGAGAUGUUGCUGCUGUGCAUUUCAACCACUGUGCUCUGGACAGCUUGAUGACUAUACCGUUAGACAAGGUGAAACUUUGGUACGAAGCUUUUCGGAUGCUGGCCGACAUUUUGGUUAAACCCGAAAAUCUGGUGCAAUAUCGACUGAGGAAAGGUGACAUUAUAGCAUUCGACAACUACAAAGUCCUCCAUGGUCGCAGGAAGAUCGAAUCAGACGGCGAGAGGUAUCUCCAUGGAGCUGUCCUCGACUGGGAUACGGUCAACUCAAGGAUAAGAGUCUUAAGAAAGGAACUCGGCAUCAAAGAACAGUGAUCGAAGUGUGGCGCCCGCCUUUCCUAAACCUUAGGAAUUAAGUACAUUUACAGACAGAUCAAAUGAAGUAACGUCCUCUUGAAAAAUCUUGUUAACUCACAACGGCGGUGCUCGAUUGAAAAAUAAAUUUGUUGAAUAAGUUUCUUCA